This is a messenger RNA of Fusarium odoratissimum NRRL 54006, 1782 nucleotides long. RefSeq lists its product as uncharacterized. Bases 1 to 1782 code for a protein of 593 amino acids. The record is from RefSeq and is a predicted model, not a curated record. Lineage: Eukaryota; Fungi; Ascomycota; Sordariomycetes; Hypocreales; Nectriaceae. Gene Ontology annotation, molecular function: oxidoreductase activity; FAD binding. The transcript has 2 exons.
AUGUAUCCCGGGUCUCUUUUUCCUCUACUCGCGGUACUUGCCGUUGCCACAGAAGCGAUUGGUUCAACACCGAGAUGCAAAUGCAUUCCCGGCCAAUCCUGCUGGCCCUCUCCUUCAGAAUGGAAAGCUUUCAACAACAAGAUUGGCGGCAGUCUUAUCAAGACUGAGCCAAUCGCGCAGUCAUGCUACCCCGGUCCAGAGGAGGAUCUGAAGCAAUGCGCGUACGUGAACAAAAUGUGGUCGGAUCAGGAUUUCCAGUCAUCGAAUCCUAUCGGGAGACCUUAUCCGUACAACAUCACCUGCGCACCGGUGGAUUACACUGCUGGGCAAGAGCCUACGACCUGCAGUCUCGGUUCUUUACCUGUUUACGCUGUUAAUGCUACUACUCUGUCACAAAUCCGAAGUACAAUUGCGUAUGCACGUGAGCGGAAUAUUAGACUUGUUGUUACUGGAACAGGCCAUGAUCUUCUUGGUCGCUCUGAUGGGUUCGGCGGUCUUGAGCUCUGGCUUCAUCAGUUCAAAAACGGCAUUAACUUUCAGAAGACUUACAAAUCCGAGAACCAGUGCAAAAGGUCUAGCUGGAAGGGCAGUGCUAUCAAGAUUGAUGGGAACUACCAAUGGCGCGAUGUGUACAAGGUAGCUGAGGCGAACAAUGUCAUCGCAGUUGGCGGUGGCUCUAUCACGCCUGGAGCGAUCGGCGGGUGGGCUUCUGGUGGUGGCCAUGGACCUGCGACGAGGAACUAUGGUCUCGGCGCUGAUCAGAUUCUGGAAGCAGAAGUGAUGCUAGCUGAUGGAAGAGUUGUCAUCGCUAAUCACUGUGAGAACACCGAUCUCUUCCGUUCAAUGCGUGGCGGAGGUCCUGGCUAUGGUAUCACUUUGAGCAGUACCAUCAAGGUUCAUCCCAAUGUCAAGGUUGUCACGGCUCACCACUUGCAGAUCGCACCACUGGAGAAGACAGAGAAGAAUGCAGAUCUACUCGACGCUGUGUCCGCUCUGCUGCAGUCGCUACCUGAUCUCAACGACGCUGGCUUUGCUGGCUACGGUUACUGGUUCCGAAACUUUCCCACCGUUUUUGUUGGGAACGCUACAUCUGGCUAUUCACACGGUGUCUGGACAAUCGGCAAGGGCCGUCGAGAGGCUGAGGCGGCCUGGGCUCCAGUGCGAAAGGCCUUGUCGAAGUUUAAAGACAAGCUCUACAUUAACGAGAGCUGGGCUACGUACGACGACUACUGGUCAUUCUACCACGCUGAAUCAGGGUUAUACGACCCGACCGGCGACACCUCUGUCUUGACCUCAAGGCUCAUUGACCGUCAAAGCGUGAAGAGUUUCGACAAAGUCAGAGAUGCCGUCGAAGUCAUGAGCGGCAAACCUGAUGAGUUUGGCACAAGUGUCAUUCUGCUCACCUCGGGUGGUCAAGUUUUCAAAGACGCUUCAGACAAGACAAGUGGCCUACACCCCGCCUGGCGAAAAUCACACUACGUUCUCAUCUCAGGCACGGGUAUUUCUCGUACCGGAAACACUGCUGAGCGCAAAGCGGCGAAUGACGACGUCACGUUCGUUAAGGGCGCUGCAGCGAAGAAGUUGGCUCCCAACACUGGCGGUUACAUGAAUGAAGGUGAUCGCAAUGAUCCUGACUGGAAGAAGUCGUUCUAUGGUAGCUUGUAUGGUGAGCACCUUAAGACGAAGAGGAAGUAUGAUCCUUCUCAUAUUUUCUACUGUCCUACUUGUGUUGGGUCUGAGGAGUGGGUUGAGAGGCCGGAUGGACCUUUAUGUAGGAUAUAG